UGUCUCUCAGCUGCAAACUUCAUUGUCCACUGCAACAAGCUAGUAGAUCAAUUGCAGAAUGCUCUUGACAAGCUACCUAUAACAGAUACAACAGAAGAAACCAUUGAUCAUAGCCUCAAUUUCAACAGCAGUAAAAGCUUAGCACAUGAAAGUAAGAUGAUACUUCAGCAGUAAGUACAAUGCCAAGAGCUGGACCAUUAAGAUAUACGUGAUUUCAGACAAUUCAGCAGAAAAGAGCACAACUACAUCCAAGGAAGAAUGCCAAGAUGUGACAGCAGAAAAGCUGUACAUGAUCUCCUAAAAGAGGUCAAAGAGAAAAACAAGCGCAGAGACAACAAAGCUCUUUCAAAUUGUACACUAGUCUGUAACCACACAAGUCAUGACAGUUUGAGAAAAUUUGUGGAGCUGGAAAUAAAAGUAAGAUCCUUUUUUUUUACAUUUGACCACAUCAUCUAUAGAAGAAAAAGGAACACCUUUCGGGACAAUGGGACGAAGAAAACACAAAAUAGAAAGAUAAGUACAUAUCCUGAUGCUGAAUAUAUUAAGAUCUUAAAUGAUAAAUUGCCAUGAUGGGUUGUAAUGUA
This is a messenger RNA of Camelina sativa (false flax), 584 nucleotides long. The record is from RefSeq and is a predicted model, not a curated record. Lineage: Eukaryota; Viridiplantae; Streptophyta; Magnoliopsida; Brassicales; Brassicaceae.